Molecule: messenger RNA, 243 nt
Organism: Protopolystoma xenopodis
Lineage: Eukaryota; Metazoa; Platyhelminthes; Monogenea; Polystomatidea; Polystomatidae
Source: the annotation of a GenBank genome assembly
AUGAAUCCUUUUGGCGAUGACGACGAAGAUUUCCAGACUUCCGACACCCUCGACUACAAUCUGGAGGUGAGCUACCGCUGUGCUUUUAUGGACGAAAACAGUUUCCCAAGUAGGCUUUCACGUACUGAAAAAGAGCCUACAGAAGAAGCGGAUGAUGAAAAUGAGGGGCAGUUGCCGAAAUUUCUUGAGGAAAUCGAUCAAGAAUUGAGCGAAUUGGUAAUCGAAAGGUCAACCAGCGAGUGA